UUGUAAGGUAUUCUGCUUCAGUGAACCCAUAAGAAUAUAACGCUGCUGCUUUAACUAUUUUUGUGUUUUACUUCCUGUUUGUCUGUCCUUUCCUUUUGUCCUUAUUUUUGGUUCUUGCUUCUUGCCAUUCUUUUCUUUUACUUUUUGUUUUCCUGUAGGCUGUAUGUGGUGUUUGGUGUCUGUAUCAAUGCACUGCCACUGACCAUUGCUGUAUGUGACCUCGUCUGUAAACUGCUGCUCCAAAGACUGGAACUGGGUUUGUUGCAACUGUUCUUUCACGAGGCCAUUUUGUUUCUCAUUCCUGAGAAAUUCUGGAGGACAUAGAAAGUUAUCAAAUAGGAAGUAGUCAAAACAGCGAAGCUGAUGUCUCUUCUUCUGGCUGUGGGAAAAGCCUGGUAGCUGUCAUUUGGUUCGGAGGUGCCAAGAUGUAAAUUUCUCUUUUGAUCCAAAUAACUGCUUUCCCAGCUGAAAACCUCACCCUGAGAAUUAUUUAGCAAUCCAAAUGAAUGGCACAUGAAUCUCUUCCUGACUGGGAAAAUAGAAAGUGCUGUUACCUCAUUAGGUGCUUGCAGUGGAGAGCUGGAACAGCACACAGAGAGACGAGGAGUCAUCUAUAGUCCUUCUUGGCCGUUGAACUAUCCUCCAGCUGUAAACUGCAGCUGGUACAUUCAAGGAGAUCGUGGAGACAUGAUAACCAUUAGUUUUAAGAACUUCGAUUUGGAAGACUCUCAGAAGUGUGCAGUAGACUGGUUGAUGAUUGGCCCCUCUUCCAAGAGGGAGGAGUACAAAGUGUGUGGAUCAUCCAUACCUCCAUCUUUCAUCUCUGCAAGGGACCAUGUUUGGAUAUUUUUUCACUCAGAUGCAUCAAGCUCAGGACAAGCUCAGGGAUUUCGCCUUUCUUAUAUUAGAGGAAAGAUAGGUCAGGCUGUAUGCCAGUCAGAUGAAUUCCACUGUGCAAAUGGAAAGUGUAUUCCCAGUACUUGGAAGUGUAAUUCCAUGGAUGAGUGUGGUGACAACUCGGAUGAGAGAAACUGCACUGUCCCUCCAACAGAGCCUCCGUCCAGCAUCUGUCCCUCAGGAAUGUUCCAGUGCAGUGCAGCCCACUCCACCAAGUGCUUGAUGAACGAGCUGAGAUGUAAUUCAGUUAAGGACUGCAGUGAUGGUUCGGAUGAAGAUAAUUGUCCUGAUCUUUCCUGUGGCAAAAGGCUGGGUAAUUUUUAUGGAUCUUUUGCUUCCCCAGACUUAUUCCGUGCUGAUCACAGCAGAUCAGACCUUCGCUGCACAUGGUACGUGGACACACAAGAUAAUCGACAUGUUCUGUUGCAGCUUGAUUUGCAGUUAGGCUACAACGACUAUGUAAAGGUGUAUGAUGGCAUUGGAGAGAGAGGUGAUAAAUUAAUGCAGACAUUUUCGUACCACAACAAUAGGCAUUCGGUGAGCGUGGAGUCGUCAAAGGGCCAGCUCACUGUCUCAUAUCAUGCUCGCUCCAAGAGCACUGGCCAUGGGUUCAAUGCGACCUAUCAGGUGAAAGGCUAUUGCCUUCCUUGGGAACACCCUUGUGGAAGCGAUGAGGAGUGUUUCACAGAUAAGCAGCAUUGUGAUGGCUGGUGGCACUGUCCAAAUGGCAAGGAUGAGGAGAACUGUCCUGCUUGCCAGAAGAAUGAAUACCCAUGUGAAGGAAACAGUGGGCUUUGUUACUCAAUACUUGAUCGCUGCAAUAACCAAAAGAACUGCCCAGAUGGCUCGGAUGAAAAAAACUGCUUUACUUGCCAGCCAGGAAACUUCCAUUGUGGUACAAAUCUGUGCAUCUUUGAGACUUGGCGCUGCGACGGCCAAGAAGACUGCCAGGAUGGAAGUGAUGAACACAACUGCCUGGUGAUUGUUCCCAGGAAGGUUAUCACAGCGGCUCUGAUUGGGAGUCUUGUGUGUGGCUUGCUGCUGGUGAUAGCGCUAGGUUGUGCAUUUAAAUUAUAUUCUCUGAGGACCAGGGAAUACAGAGCAUUUGAGACCCAGAUGACACGACUCGAGGCAGAGUUUGUGCGGCGGGAAGCUCCACCUUCCUAUGGGCAGCUGAUUGCACAAGGACUUAUCCCCCCAGUUGAAGAUUUCCCUGUGUACAAUGCAUCACAAGCUUCUGUGCUGCAGAACAUUCGAACAGCCAUGAGGAGACAGAUGAGACGACACUCGUCAAGACGUAGCUCAUCUCGGCGGCGCUUGGGCAGGCUCUGGAACAGACUCUUCCACAGACCUCGGGUGAGAGGACAGAUCCCGCUCCUGACGCCUGCCCGCACUUCACAGACUACACUGGGUGAUGGAAUCAUCAACCAUGCUGAUGGGACUAUUCGGAGUCCUCCACCUUCCCCUGAAGGACCUAGUUUAGAGGCAAAUGCCCGUGGCCAAGCCAGGGGCCUACAAGAAGCUGGAUGUAGCAGCUUGCAGCCAGAGACUGAAAUCACAGAGCCAUCGCCUUCAAAUGUCUUACCGAAUACUUGCACAGCAGCACAUGCAGAGCCUGAGGCUGGACGCACUGAUAAAUCUUUAGGUGCUGAGACCUCUGGCAGUGAGCUUAAGCAGUCCAGUAAAGUGGAUUCAGGAAAGGCUUUUAGAGAUCCUUUAUCUGAAAGUGUUACAGAAACGAUCCAUGGAGGGUCAGCAUCCAGGAGGACUGUCCCAGAGGACAGUAGUUUAAGUAGAAGUCAUCCACUGAGUGAAGAGCCAUGUAUGUUACCCUUGAAAAAGUGGGAGUCUGCUUAUCCAGACAGCCCUAUGCAUGUUCACAUCCAAGUGGAUGGACAAAACCGAUGUUGCCCUAACUCAUACCGGGAGGAGCCUUUGGGUAUUCAUGCAGCUUGUUGCCAUUCUGUGGAAGUGCCAAUGUUAGAGUCCUCUACUCCCCUCUCUGAAAUCAAUACCAGUGAUGAUGAAUCUUUACUUGUUUGCUAAUAAAAGUUUUUGUUUUGGCCCUGUAAA
Haliaeetus leucocephalus (bald eagle) is the source of this 2970-nucleotide messenger RNA. RefSeq names its product low density lipoprotein receptor-related protein 3 (gene LRP3). Lineage: Eukaryota; Metazoa; Chordata; Aves; Accipitriformes; Accipitridae. The coding region runs from base 514 to 2943 and encodes 809 amino acids. Gene Ontology annotation, cellular component: plasma membrane. The transcript has 7 exons. The record is from RefSeq and is a predicted model, not a curated record. Gene Ontology annotation, molecular function: protein binding.